Messenger RNA from Lentinula edodes (shiitake mushroom), 1752 nucleotides. RefSeq names its product Flavocytochrome c. The record is from RefSeq and is a predicted model, not a curated record. Gene Ontology annotation, molecular function: FMN binding; oxidoreductase activity; heme binding. Lineage: Eukaryota; Fungi; Basidiomycota; Agaricomycetes; Agaricales; Omphalotaceae. The transcript has 8 exons. The coding region runs from base 1 to 1752 and encodes 583 amino acids.
AUGUCUACCAUCGUCGUUGGCGGCGGUCUCGCCGGUCUCUCUGCUGCCCACACACUACUCGAACGUGGGGCUAAUGUACUUCUCCUCGACAAGCAAGGGUUCAUGGGGGGAAAUUCAACCAAGGCAACGUCUGGAAUCAACGGCGCUGGUACACAGACCCAGCAGGAGCUGAACAUUCCCGACAACGCAAAGAUCUUCUUUGAGGAUACUAAGAAAUCCGCCCGAGAACUUGCAAGAGACGAUCUCAUCCGAGUUCUUACUGGCCGCUCAGGUGAUGCCGUCAAUUGGCUCCAGGAUAAGUUUGGGUUGGACUUGUCAAAGGUCGCUCGUCUCGGUGGUCACACUCAUCCUCGUACACAUCGUGGUGGUGCUCAGUUCCCGGGAAUGGUCAUUACCUAUGCUCAGAUGGAACGUUUAGAGGAUCUUGCUGUGUCUCAACCAGAGCGUGUUAAGAUUAUCAAAAAGGCCCGAGUAACCAAGCUUAUCAAGGACGAGAAUGCUCAAGUUAUUGGUGUCGAAUACACUUUCAAUGGCAAAACGGAGACCGCCUACGGACCGGUUAUUCUUGCAACCGGUGGAUAUGCUGCUGACUUUACGUCUGACUCGCUGCUGAAAAAACAUCGACCGGAGUACUACAACCUUCCUACAACAAACGGAGAUCAUUGUACUGGUGAUGGGCACAAGAUGGCCAUGACUGCUGGCGCAAAGGGAAUUGACAUGGAGAAGGUCCAGGUUCAUCCCACCGGCUUAGUGGACCCCAACGACCCCGAAGCUAAGGUGAAGUUCUUGGCUGCAGAAGCUUUGAGAGGUGUCGGUGGACUGUUGUUGGAUAACACCGGUGCACGAUUCGUUGAUGAGCUACAACAUCGGGAUUAUGUUACCGGCAAGAUGUGGAAGAACGGCAAGUUCCCUAUUCGUCUCGUUCUCAACGGACCCGCGUCGAAAGAUAUCGAAUGGCAUUGCAAGCACUAUGUCGGCCGUGGUUUGAUGAAGCGUUUCGAUUCUGGAGAUGCUCUUGCCAAGGAAUUCGGUGUAUCUCCCUCAACCCUCAAGAAAACAUUUGAAGACUACAAUCAAGUUGUCCGCUCGAAAAAGGAUCCUUUCGGCAAGAAGUUCUUCUCUGGUGAAUGGACCUACGACGAUACUUUCCAUGUGUCUAUGAUGACUCCCGUUUUGCACUACACCAUGGGUGGUCUUGAAAUUGACGACGCUUCUCGUGUCAUUGAUACCAACGGCAAACCCAUACCUGGUCUUUUCGCUUGCGGAGAAGUUGCUGGAGGCGUCCACGGUGCCAACCGUCUCGGUGGAAGCUCUUUGCUUGGUUGUGUUGUAUUUGGACGGGUCGCCGGAGACUCUGCGGCUGCUUACACGCUUCAAGCAACCAGUGCUGCUAUAGCAAAGGCAGGUGGCCGUCUUGGUGCUAUUGCUGGGCAAGUGUCUGGUGCUCCGUCAGCGUCGUCAUCAUCAUCGAGUGCCCCAGCACCAGAGGCUAAGGGAGAACAGUCGAGCACAGGUGGAAAAGUGUAUACGAUGGACGAGGUCGCGAAACACAAGGAUAAGAAGGACGUCUGGGUCGUCGUGAAUGGCGAGGUGCUCGAUGUUACCGAGUUCCUUCCUGACCAUCCCGGAGGUGAGAAAGCGAUCAUGCUUUAUGCUGGGCGAGAUGCUACGGAAGAGUUCAACAUGCUACACGAUCCCAAGGUUAUUCCUCGAUACGCAGCAAACGCCGUGAUAGGCAAGAUCAAGCAAUAG